GGGUGGCCGUCGGGAAGGCAGGGAUAGGAGGAAGACGCGGGGGGAGAACCCAAGCACCCUGUGACGGUUAUUAGUGGUAGUCAUUGUAAGCCAGGGCUUCCCUCCGUUUCUCGGCGUACAGCGCUCUUCCCUCGCUCGUUCGCUUGCCUGCUUGCCUCCCGCUCUUGGCUCUCUCUCUUGGCUGGGCCAUGAUGUUCCCAAGCCUGCUGGCGCCUCCCGCCGUGUACCCGAGUCUCUUGCGACCGACCCCGACUCUCACGUUGCCUCAGACGCUGCAGUCCGCCUUCUCCGGCCCCUCCGGUUUCUUGGUAGAAGAUCUCCUGAGGAUCGGCCGGCCGACAGGUUACCCACCGCGAGGAAGCGCCUCGACGCCCAGCUUGUCUCCCCCAGUGGCCGGUGUCGGGGCAGCCAGGACCGAAGCUGCGAGCUCAGCCGAGCUGGCGACUGUCGAUCCCUCCGGCGCCAAGACCGGCUGCUCCGCCCGCUCGUCGAUCUCUUCCAGCGGGGACGCCACUUUCCUGAAGUUCGGAGUCAACGCCAUCCUGUCUUCCCCUCCGCGGACAGAGGCUUCGCCUGCGCUGAUCCAGAACGUCCCCGUCAAGACCUUCUCCUUCCCUUACUUCGAAGGCUCCUUCCAACCUUUUAUUCGGUCGUCUUAUUUUCCAGCCUCCUCUGUGGUGCCUAUCCCUGGGACAUUCUCUUGGCCCCUGGCUGCUCGAGGGAAACCUCGCCGAGGGAUGCUCCGUAGGGCAGUUUUCUCAGACGUACAACGAAAAGCCCUGGAGAAAAUGUUUCAGAAACAGAAAUACAUCAGCAAACCAGAUAGGAAAAAACUGGCAGCUAAGCUGGGCCUGAAAGAUUCCCAGGUAAAGAUCUGGUUCCAAAACAGAAGAAUGAAGUGGAGAAACUCCAAAGAGAGAGAACUCCUGUCAUCUGGUGGCUGCCGGGAACAAACCUUACCCACAAAGUUCAACCCUCACCCAGACCUCAGUGACGUGGGCAAGAAGGGCAUUGGAGAGGAAGAGGAGGAAGUUGCAGCAGUUCUCCCAUUGUACCCAGUGAGCCCAAGACAUUCUUUAGCCUACCACCCGUCCACAGAUCACACACAUCAGAGAGACAGGUUAGAUUCCCAGAUGCUCCCCUCCCCCACACAUUCCAGCAGUCCCAGUAAACCAUCAGACUUUUCAGACUCGGAAGAAGAGGAGGAGGAGGAAGGGGAGGAGGAGGAAGAUGAGGAGAUCACAGUUUCAUAGAGACCUUUUCUUUAUGAAAAAAAAGAGGACAUUGAGGGGUUGUACAUAAAUUAAGGGCUAUUUGAUUGAAGAGGUAAUGCCUUUCCACAUCCAUGCAUUUCAUGCGGAAAAUGCAAUGGUCACCAUUCAUCUACCCGACUUCUGCAUGCCAUAUGCUAAAGCUAUCCAAGAUGUGAAGCCUUAGCUGUUAUAAUCUGUU
This is a messenger RNA of Thamnophis elegans (Western terrestrial garter snake), 1452 nucleotides long. It is a transcript of the gene DBX1, whose product is annotated as developing brain homeobox 1. The transcript is spliced from 4 exons. Gene Ontology annotation, molecular function: DNA binding; DNA-binding transcription factor activity, RNA polymerase II-specific. The record is from RefSeq and is a predicted model, not a curated record. Bases 189 to 1253 code for a protein of 354 amino acids. Gene Ontology annotation, biological process: cell differentiation in spinal cord; regulation of transcription by RNA polymerase II. NCBI's taxonomy places the organism in Eukaryota, Metazoa, Chordata, Lepidosauria, Squamata, Natricidae.